This is a messenger RNA of Quercus lobata, 684 nucleotides long. RefSeq lists its product as uncharacterized. The coding region runs from base 1 to 684 and encodes 227 amino acids. Lineage: Eukaryota; Viridiplantae; Streptophyta; Magnoliopsida; Fagales; Fagaceae. The transcript has a single exon. The record is from RefSeq and is a predicted model, not a curated record.
AUGGCGGGAGAGUCCACAAGGCGCAAUCAGAACUUUUAUUACCAAUACCACCAGGACCACGGACAUACCACAGAGAACUGCAAGAACCUCUGGAACUAUCUAGACCAGCUAGUCCGAGAAGGAAAGCUGAAGCACCUUUUGCAUAAUUCCAGUGGUCAUCAAGGCCAGACCCAUCAGGAACCCCAGAGAGAUACUGCCCUAAGGCCACCCGUAGGGACGGUCAAUGUAAUCUUGGCCGCGCCAGGAAGAACAAGCACGUGCCCUUCACGAGUGUUAUCUGUGGCUCAGCUGCUUGCCGAGGAGUCCCAGCUAGAGCCGAAGAGAGCCAGAAUGAAUUUUCACCCAAUCCUAAUUUUUUCAGAAGAAGACAAGAUCGGAACCACCCAACCCCAUGACGAUGCACUGUUGAUCACUCUCAGAAUCGGGGACUACGAUGUGAAAAGAGUGAUGGUGGAUGGUGGCAGUGGGGUCGAGGUUAUUUAUCCCGACCUCUACAAAGGGCUGAGGCUAAAACCGGAAGAUUUGAUGCCCUAUAACUCUCCUUUGAUGAGCUUUGAUAGGAAGCUUGUUAUUCCAAAGGGCAUGAUUAGGCUACCCAUUCAGACCGGCCCAGAGAUAGUGGAGGUGAACUUUAUCGUGGUGGACACCUAUUCUCCCUAUACAGCCAUCGUAGGUAGGCCCUGA